UGAUACUAAAAAUAUCAAAACAGAAUGUACUGAUGAGAACUACAAAAAAUUUGGGCUAGAUCCUAAAGAAGUGAUUAACUGUCAAGAUGUAAAAGUUAAAUUACAAGAAUUAGAAAAUAACAAAUUCUGGUUAAUAAUUGACCAGUUUUAUAAUGUCCAUUACUACGACAUAGAAUUUCAUGACAAUUCAUCAGUAGAUUCUAUUUUAAGUCCUGAAUUUCAAAUUAAUCAAUUAUUCAAAAGAAGCAAAAGAAGGUUUUACAUUUAUACAGAUUAUGAGAUUCAUGAUAUUUUAGAUAAUCUGCACUCAUUACGAGACUUUGAUACAAAAACAUCAUUAUUAUUAUCGAAAAAAAAUUUAUCCGUCAACGGUAUACUUUUCAAUAAAUAUCAUAUAAGAACAGUAAAUAAUCAUAACAAUCAAGUAAAAAAUAAACAUAUUGUUAUUGAAUUGAAAGAUGCAACGGAUAUAUAUGAAGACUUUUAUUAUGACAAUUUUCCGAGGCAGGCUAUUAUUAACAGUAAUAAAAAUGAAAUAGAUGUAAAUCUUAAUAUAAAUGUCGGUUACUCAAAAGAGCAUGAAGACAUUGAUACGGAAAUGUUGACGAUGAAUAUUAUGAUGUAUUGGAACGCAGUUUCGAUGUUAUUUUCUGGUAUUAAUAAAACAUUAGUACAUUUACCAAAUAUUAAUAUUAAAAUAAAAAGUAUUAAUGUUGCGAAGGCAUCUGGUAUUAUAUUUCCUAAUGAUUUGAAUACUUUAUUUAGUAUAUAUAGAUCAUUAAAACACUAUUUUGUUGAUAAUAGUAUGUCAAUUCGUUCUAACGUCGAUGUCGAAAUAGCGAUGACAGCGUCAAAAAUAUGUUUACGGGGCGUAGAUAAUAAUUGCGAUUUACAAGGAUAUACAUUAUUAUUAACUGAUGAUAAUCGUAAUCGUAAAUAUAAUAUUGCAAUAAUGAAUUAUAAUAUGCCAUUACUGGAUUAUGCUAUCGGUGCACGUGAAUUAGCACAUUCACUGGGGGUUAAAUACAUUGAAGCUGAUAAAGAAUGCAGUGGAAUAAUGUCUAGACGGUAUAGAUUUAGCGAUGAGCAAUUAAAAUGGUGUAAUGACAGUUUAAAUGAUUUUGCGAGUACGAAAAAAUUCGUUAGUAGUAUAAGAGGAAAUAAUGUAAGCAAUAAAAAUUCACGCAAUCCGCUAAUUGCCUCAGAUGAUGAAGGAGAAGAAUUAGUCGUUCCAUUAGAUUUGUCGCAUAAAUUUUGAUAUAUUUGACAUAUUUUUAAGAAGUUAAAAUUCAAACUUGUUUUACUU
This is a messenger RNA of Microplitis mediator, 1306 nucleotides long. RefSeq lists its product as uncharacterized. Lineage: Eukaryota; Metazoa; Arthropoda; Insecta; Hymenoptera; Braconidae. The record is from RefSeq and is a predicted model, not a curated record. The transcript is spliced from 11 exons. Bases 599 to 1258 code for a protein of 219 amino acids. Gene Ontology annotation, molecular function: metallopeptidase activity.